CUACUAUGUAGUAGAAAGUGGAAAUGGGUUUAAUGUUGACACCAUCACAUUUGCAACUGAAAAAUCAAGAGUUCCCCUUCUCUGCUGCUAUGAGUGCGAAAGCAUUUCUUCUCUCCCACUACAGUUUUUCUCCUCCCAACUUGCCUCGUAUAAAUUUCAAUGUUCAUUCAUUUUACUAUACUAGUGCCAGUGGGAGAGGUCGAGGUCGAGGUCAAGGUCGAGCUCCAUUUCGAUAUGGGGAAGAGGGGUUAAUUAAGAGGAAUAGUAGUAGUUGGAAGUUGUGGGCUGAUGUCAAGUCAAAGCCCUUCAAAAUUGCUGACGAUCCUUUAUUGAGAAAGAAAGAAGAUGGAGAUAAGUUAGUGGGUCUUGUUCCUCUUCCCUGGUGGGAAGAGUUUCCAAAGCGUUGGGUAAUUGUGAUUCUUUGUUUCUCCGCUUUUCUUCUUUGCAAUAUGGAUAGAGUAAACAUGAGUAUAGCUAUACUUCCCAUGGCAUCCGAAUAUCACUGGAGUCCUACCACUGUUGGUUUAAUACAAUCUUCAUUUUUCUGGGGUUAUCUUCUCACUCAGAUAGCAGGAGGUAUAUGGGCAGACACUGUUGGUGGGAAGGCUGUCUUGGGAUUUGGAGUAGUCUGGUGGUCCGUUGCUACAGUUCUCACACCUAUUGCUGCAAAGCUUGGAUUGCCCUUCUUAUUUGUUGUUCGAGCUUUCAUGGGAAUUGGUGAGGGUGUUGCCAUGCCGGCAAUGAAUAACAUUCUCUCUAAAUGGGUUCCUGUAUCAGAAAGAAGUAGAUCUCUCGCACUGGUCUAUAGUGGAAUGUAUCUUGGAUCUGUCACUGGCCUAGCAUUUUCCCCAUUCCUCAUACACAAAUUUGGCUGGCCUUCUGUCUUCUUUUCUUUUGGUUCUUUAGGAACUGUAUGGUUUGCAGUAUGGCUCAGUAAGGCAUACAGUUCACCCCUGGAUGAUCCUACGCUACGGCCUGAAGAAAAGAAGCUUAUUCUUAGUAGCAGUGUUUCUAAGGAACCUGUUAAAUCAAUCCCUUGGAAAUUGAUUCUAUCAAAGCCACCUGUAUGGGCCUUGAUCGUGUCUCACUUCUGUCACAACUGGGGGACAUUUAUUCUUCUUACCUGGAUGCCAACAUAUUAUCACCAGGUAUUAAAGUUUAAUCUUACAGAAUCGGGACUUUUUGCCGUCUUGCCAUGGCUCACAAUGGCAGUCACUGCAAAUAUUGGUGGGUGGAUUGCAGAUUCCUUGGUGAGGAGAGGCACAUCAGUGACUGUUGUCAGAAAGAUUAUGCAAACAAUAGGAUUUCUUGGACCUGCUUUCUUUUUAACCCAGUUGAGCCAUGUUGACUCUCCUGCAAUGGCAGUUCUAUGUAUGGCAUGCAGUCAGGGAAGUGAUGCUUUUUCACAAUCUGGUUUGUAUUCAAAUCAUCAGGAUAUUGCUCCACGGUAUUCUGGAGUGCUCCUUGGACUUUCCAAUACUGCUGGGGUGCUAGCUGGUGUUUUUGGCACAGCAGCUACCGGUUACAUCUUGCAACAUGGUUCUUGGGAUGAUGUCUUUAAGGUUUCAGUUGGGCUUUACUUGGUUGGAACGGUAGUUUGGAAUGCCUUUUCGACUGGUGAGAAGAUCAUUGAUUGAAUUUGUAAGUGAUUUCCAAGGAGAUAGCAACUUAAGCCGUUUGUGUUAUGCUGGAAAUGCGCUGCAAUUAGGAAGGCGUGAUUGGUUAAGAAUUGAAGAUAAAAAAGAGUUUUAGGUCGAUUUAGUUGAGAAUAGGUGGGAGUAUCUUUGGCAGUGUACCAGAAGACGAGGGAACACAUGUCUGGGACACUGGGUGGGUUUAAACCAGGAGGCUCCAAGAUUUCCACGAAGAUACCAGCCAGACUAUAUUGGACUUUGAUUGAACAACCAAAUGAAGAAGGAUACAUGAUUGACAAAGUUUGUAAAUCUGUGUAAAGUUACUAAUCCAAUCCUGCAGUAAUAUACCUGAAGCAGUUUUAAUA
Molecule: messenger RNA, 1999 nt
Organism: Solanum dulcamara
Lineage: Eukaryota; Viridiplantae; Streptophyta; Magnoliopsida; Solanales; Solanaceae
Product: sodium-dependent phosphate transport protein 1, chloroplastic
Exons: 9
Coding region: 24-1637 (537 amino acids)
Biological process (GO): transmembrane transport
Molecular function (GO): transmembrane transporter activity
Source: RefSeq, a predicted model, not a curated record